This is a messenger RNA of Esox lucius (northern pike), 3353 nucleotides long. It is a transcript of the gene cog5, whose product is annotated as component of oligomeric golgi complex 5. Gene Ontology annotation, cellular component: COG complex. The record is from RefSeq and is a predicted model, not a curated record. Bases 33 to 2429 code for a protein of 798 amino acids. Gene Ontology annotation, biological process: intra-Golgi vesicle-mediated transport. The transcript has 23 exons. Lineage: Eukaryota; Metazoa; Chordata; Actinopteri; Esociformes; Esocidae.
AUUUUACGUCAUUGUGUGAUGAAGUGGCAAACAUGGAGGGCAGUGGAACAGCUUCAACGAAUUCACUGCUAAAAGAUGAAUGCUAUAGUGAUUUUCUGACCGAAGACUUUGACGUUAAGACGUACACAGCCCAGGCCAUACACCAUGCUGUCAUCGCAGAACAGCUGGCCAAGCUGGCUCAGGGCAUCAGUCAACUGGACAAGGAGCUCCACAGCCAGGUGGUGGCCAGGCAUGAGGAGCUGCUUGCUCAAGCUACUGGGAUUGAGUCUCUGGAAGGGGUCCUACAGAUGAUGCAGACCAGGAUCGCUGCUCUGCAGGGAGCUGUAGACAGGAUACGAACAAAGAUUGUCGAGCCCUACAAUAAGAUUGUCGCUAGAACUGCCCAGCUCGCCAGAUUGCAGGUGGCAUGUGACCUGCUGAGGAGGAUCAUCAGGAUCCUGUAUCUGUCAAAGCGUCUGCAUGGUCAGCUCCAAGGCGGCAGCAGGGAGAUCACAAAGGCCGCGCAAAGCCUCAACGAACUGGACUACCUGUCUCAGGGGGUGGAUCUGUCCGGUAUAGACGUGAUUGAGAAUGACCUGCUUCUGAUCAGCAGAGCCAGACUGGAGGUGGAGAACCAGGCCAAGAGGCUGCUGGAGCAGGGAAUGGAGAUUCAGAACCCGACCCAGGUGGGCACCGCCCUCCAGGUCUUCUACAACCUGGGCAAUCUGAGAGAGACCAUCAGUGGGGUAGUAGGGGGCUAUCAGACCGCCAUACAGGACAACGUCAGCGCUGCCCUGGACAUCAAGGGACUCACCCAGCCUGCCAGCAGCAGAGGUGCGCCUGGCAGAGCUGUGAUGCCCACUCCAGGGAACACGGCGGCAUUCCGGGCUGCUCUCUGGACCAACCUGGAGAAGCUCAUGGACCAGAUCUGCGCUGCUUGCGGACAGGUGCAGCAUCUCCAGAAGGUCCUGACUAAGAAGAGGGACCCUGUCACUCACGUCUGUUUCAUUGAUGAGAUCAUCAAGGACGCCCAGUCUGAUAUCCUGUACACCUUCUGGAGUGAUGUCACACACACUCUCUCAGUGGAGUUCCAGAGGGCCACAGCAGCCUCGUCCUUCCUGAAACAGGCAUUAGAAGGAGAGUACCCAAAGCUGUUGCGUCUUUAUAACGACCUGUGGCGUCGCCUGCAGCAGUACAGCUCCAGCAUCCAGGGGGCGAUAUCGAGCAGUGCCGGGCUGGACAGCGCGCUCGACCUGCCCAGCACAGACACAGACAACCAGGACCUCUUCACACAAACCAAACAAGACUAUGACCCAGAGAAGGCAUUGAAGAACUCUCUACAGCCCUACGAGGCAGCAUACCUAUCCAAGUCGCUGUCCCGGCUUUUUGACCCCAUCAACCUGGUGUUUCCAAUGGGCGGUCGCAACCCUCCCUCCCAUGAUGAAUUGGACAGUAUCAUCAAGACCAUCAGCAGUGAGUUGAAUGUGGCGUCGGUUGACCCAGGCCUUUCCGCUGCCGUGGCCAAGAACGCAGCCAAGACCGUCCAGCUCUUCUGCGUCAAGUCGGAGCAGCUGCUGUCUACGCAGGGGGAUGCCAGUCAGGUUAUUGGGCCUCUGACAGAAGGCCAGAGGAGGAACGUGGCGGUGGUCAACUCCCUCUUCAGAAUACACCAGGCUGUCGCCAAGGUGAUCUCUGGAUUGGGGUCAUGUCCUACGGCUGCUGAACAGGCUAUUAGCGCCUCACUGGAGGAAGUACAAGCUCUGAUGGCCAGUGCUAUACAGCCUCUCUUGCUGUCGGUCAGUGACUCCAUAGAAGCCAUUAUCAUCACCAUGCACCAGGAGGACUUCUCUGGGUCCUUGACCGCCCCAGGGAAGCCAGACGUUCCCUGCUCUCUGUACAUGCGGGAGCUGCAGGGGUUUGUGGGCCGCGUGAUGUCUGACUACUUCCGCCACUUCCAGUGUGUCGACUUUGUCUACGACAACACGGAGCGCAUCGCCCAGCGCUGCAUCACCCUCUUUAUCCGCCACGCCAGCCUGCUGCGCCCCCUAGGGGAGGGAGGCAAGAUGAAACUGGCGGCAGACUUUGCGCAGAUGGAGCUGGCUGUAGGUCCUCUCUGUAGGAGAGUGUCUGAGCUUGGGAAACCCUACCGCCUGCUGAGAUCCUUCAGACCCCUGUUGUUCCAGAACAGUGAACUGAUAGCCAGUAGUCCAGCUGUGGGGGAUCUGAUUCCAUACAGCACCCUGCUAAACUUCCUGUUCUCCCGAGCACCAUCUGAGCUUAAAUCACCUCAUCAGAGAGCGGAAUGGUCAAUCGCUCGCUACUCCCAGUGGCUGGACGACCACCCUUCAGAGAGAGACCGCCUCACUUUGAUUAGAGAGCGGAAUGGUCAAUCGCUCGCUACUCCCAGUGGCUGGACGACCACCCUUCAGAGAGAGACCGCCUCACUUUGAUUAGAGGUGCCCUGGAGGCCUACGUGCAGAAUGUGAGGGCUCGUCAGGGGAAGGAGUUUGCCCCGGUCUACCCUAUCAUGGUUCAACUGCUGCAGAGGGCCACCAGUGGAGCUCAGGACUCCAGGAACUAAGGGAAAUACAGCUCCCAUGAUGCAACACUGUUCACCCCAGCAUGCCAUGGAGAAGUAAUACCAAUGUGGUGACUGCAGAAUCAUAAUAGGACUUUUCAGCAGGAUUGCCCAUUUGUAUGGAUGGGAUAAGUGGCAUUCCAAGAAGUGAUUGCGAGUAUCUAUUCUACCCCUUUCAAUUCAAUGCCACAGAAGCCCUGCUAAGACUUGUGAUUGGGAUAAUUAAUGGGAAUACUGCAUACCAGUUCUUGGAAGGUCUGUACUGGUAAUAAGUUGACCUCAUUUUAUUCAAUUAAACAUUGGUAGUGAACAAUCGUUAAUUACAAUAACAAAUGAUUGUCGGGCUUUGGUAAUCAUAAUGGUGAACCCAAUCUUAAUCAAAUGAUUAAGCUAAUUCCCCAUAUCUGGUAUGUAGACCUGUGCAGUUCUAUCUUAAUUAAUGAGGUUCUAUAUUGGGUUUAUAAUAAAACGAGAAGUUGUAGCUCAUUACGAGACACAAUGAAGGCUUAUAUCCUGACCCUUGUUUAAAAAUGGAGUGAACACCUGUUGAAUUUGACUAUUUUAUUAAUCUAAUAGUCAUUCGACUGUUCAAUCUCUUGAUGAAACUGAAAUCCAGGUAACAGGUCUACAGGUACAGGAUUAUAUGGAGGGGCUUUGUCAUGUUCCGCAAAGAUAAUUCCUUAAUUUUCAUUAUAUUCACACUUGAUUCUACAUUAUAAAUAUCUAAGGGUACUCAAACUGUUUUUUUAUUUUUAUUAAUGAUGGACAUUGAGUAAAUAAAUCAGUUAUCCUAUUA